Dermacentor albipictus is the source of this 4819-nucleotide messenger RNA. RefSeq lists its product as uncharacterized. Gene Ontology annotation, cellular component: mitochondrial outer membrane. The record is from RefSeq and is a predicted model, not a curated record. Lineage: Eukaryota; Metazoa; Arthropoda; Arachnida; Ixodida; Ixodidae. Gene Ontology annotation, biological process: mitochondrial protein catabolic process; mitophagy by internal vacuole formation.
CAUGAGCAGCGGCAGGCGCAUCCGGCCCGAGCGGUCCGCGGGCGCCCAGCGCCGCAACGUGCAGAAGCUCACCUGGCGAGACUCGCACUGGCUCCAGGGCUUCUCCUCCGACGACCCUCAGCGCGGGGCUCCUCCGUCGGCCAGCCUGAGCGACAUGGGCGUCGGCGCGGCGCUGCGCCGCGUGCUCCUGCUCUGCGAGCGGCAGCAGCACCGCGAGGCUGCCGCGCUGCUCUCGCACCUCGCGCCGGCCGUGUUCCGCGCGCUGGUGGCCGAGCUGCCGGUCGAGGCGCUGCUCGAGCAGCUGCCCGCGUCGCUGCCGCCCCUCGAGGCCCUGUACGCGCGCGCCGCCUUCCUCGAGGAGCCCGCGGCCACGCUGCAGGCGCUCAAGCCCGACGCCCUGGUGCUCCACAUGGCGCGCCUGUUCGCGCAGCAGCACGACGCCGACCGCGACGGGGCGGCGCAGUGGCUCGGACCGCCCCAGAUGAUCGCCUCGUGCAAGAAGCUGCUCAAGGUGAUUCUGCAAGCGGACCCGCGCGCGCGGCAACAGCUCCGCGGGCGCAAGCAGUCCCUGGACCGGGCGCUCGAGGGUCUCGGCCAGCACGGCCUCGUGACCGCGGCUGGAGGCAGCGCUGACGCCGCGGGCGGGGCUCCUCUGCUCCACUUGAGCGAGGCGCUGCGCGGCCAGCUGGAGUCGCUGCUGUCGCGCUGCAAGACCGGCGCCCUGCGGCUGUCGGCGGGGCACGAGGCGGCCCGCGUGUCGCUCAGCCGGGGCCCAGCGCCCAGCACGGCGUCGCACCAGCGCCAGCUCAGCCUGCGCCGGGCGCAGGUCCAGGAGCGGCUCAUCCGCAACAAGACGCUUCUGGACGCCCUCGAACCUGCCGAGCAGGCCGCCAGGGGGCUCGAGGCGCUGCUGGCCGUGCUCCGGAGGAGAAUACAGCUCGACAAGGACGCCCUCUGCCAGUUCACGCAGCUGCGCAAGGAGAUCGCCGAGGAGCUGGACGAGGCGGCCGUGCUGGCGCCCGUGCUUCUGCGCUACUCUGCCGGCUGCCAGCGGGUGCUGGAGCUGAUGCGCGACGUGGCCGACGACGAAGAUGACUCGGACCUCUCGGCCGGGUACCACUCGGACUCGGACCAGUCCGGCGUGCCCAUGCGAGCGGCCGGGGCACCGGGCUGCAAGGCCCUUUCUUCCAACUUCAGUUCGACCUCGAGCGCGAUCGGGACCGACGUCCGGUCGUCGCUGUCGUCGUCCGACAGCGGCGCGGCCGAGGAACUGGCCGUGGCCCGCCAGACCAUCGCGACGCUGCAGCAGCGCCAGCGCGAGCUCCAGGACCGGCUGGCCGUCCAGGCGCAGAGGAUGGUGGCACGCGGGGGGCGCUUCGAAAACGCGGCGCAGGGCGAGCAGAGGCCCUCGGCGCUGGUGCGACGCUACGGCAGCCUGUACGCGCAGGCGCGCGUCGACACGCUCGACGCUCUCGACGCCAUCCCGCAGCUGCGGGACGCCGACGAGCUCAAGAGCAAGCUGCUCUUCUCCGUCGUCGUGCUGGGCUUCCGGUCGGUGCAAAACAGCUUGAGCGAGAUGAAGGCCCAAGUGCGGCGCGCUCUGCAGAUCCCUGCGCAGCUGAGCAGCGACCCACGAGUGCUCGAGCUCGAUGCCAGCGUGGACGACUACCUGCGCGCCAACCCGGACGCGUGCGACGUGUCCCGGAAUGUCGAGGAAGUGUGCGCGCAGAUCUGGGCCACGCUGUACGACUACCCCUGCCUGAAGGGCUGCGCAGGACUGACGCGAUACGUGUGCGACUGCGUGCGGCUCGCCUGGGCGCUCAGCGUCCACGGGUUUGCGCUCGAGUUCGAGACGCGCGCCUUCUGGCGGGAGCUGCACGUGCGCUUCCACACGUCCGACCACCGGUCGGAGCGCAUUCGCACCUACCUCUGGCCGGCGCUGCUUCAAGCGCCGCGGGGUCCCUGCGUCCACAAGGCGGUCGUCAUCACCUGAGCGGGUCGCUUCGCCCGCACGUUCGCCGGGCCGCCAGAGGAAGACGUCGCCGCGCCGAGCUGUGCAUCACCGUGACAAGCGCAACAGGCACGGGCCUUCGCGGGCACCCUCUAUAUAUGUUCUCACUGCGUCACCAGUGAACCGGAGAAGACUCAACACGGGCGCCGUCAAAGCUUUGCCUGUAUUGCAGAAGCGACUUCUGUGCAGAAUGUAUUGUCGAGAGUGCGUGUGUAAGAGUGCUUCGGGAAGUGCAAUAAUUUCCCCGCUUGGUUGUACGGUCCAUCAAAUAGUGAGCGAAAAGGAGAUUUUCACAUCAAUUGCCGCUAACGUAUCUGGGGGAAAAAAAAUCUUCCCAUGUCGACGACGUUUUAGCAAAGCUGUUCUAACAAUUUCUUCAAAUCUUGCUGGCCUGCUAGUUGUUCAAUACACUCCCUUAAGUAAAUGUUGUUCGGCGGUAGGAGCAGAGAUCGCCUGCUGAGGGAGUGUCGCGCACAUAGCGCAAACCUCGAACAAGCAGCCAAACUCCUCCCAGGCAGCUUUCGCGUCGGUGCUCGCUGUAACUAGCCCACACAAAUUGGUGGCCUUUCAAUGUGACCACUAGAACGCGCACUUCUCUCGGUGUGAUUCAUUGGUUCGUACAGGGCUUUGGUUUCAGCGUAAUUGUAGUUAACUUUUGCAGCCGUAAAUUAUCCUGUUAGUUAAUGGCCAGACAUGCUUGGAGCUCUGUCAGUCGUCGUUUUGUUCGUGCUGUUACCAUUAUGAACGCAUAGCAACUCGCCCAACUUUCCACUUUAAUGAUUACUAACCCUUGCACACUCACACCUCGGCACCAUCAACGCGUUGGAAUUGUGGAGAGAGAGUGAUAGAGAGAGAAAGCAAUGAGAGGAAAGGCAGGGAGGUCAACCAGACGAGUUGUGAAGAGAUUCAUGUACGGACCAUGGGAUGAAUUCACGAAGCUUUUCGGUCGUAAGUAUCUUUCGCCAUUGGCCAGCCACCUUCGCUGAUAUGUCCAGCGUCCGGAUUUGGCUGAUAUUUUCUCUUACGAACAACUCUAGCAUAAGAGCUUUUCGUGAAUACGGACCCACAUGAUUUCAAUGGCAUUAGUAUAAUGAAGUGGUCAUGAAUCAAUAAUAACGGUGUUCAGCACUGCUUCUCCACGAGUAUUCACCUGUGAGGAGAAUGCACGCGGAGAACAAGAGUUCUUACACACACAAAAAAAUCCUGUAUGCGUACCAGCAUUAGGAUAUACGUAAACUUGUGAGGGACGGUUGUAAACUAUGCAAUGUCCGUCUAUUCUGGCGUAAGAGGACAGACGGCCGUUACCUCAGUAGGCCAUGUAGCUCGGCUUCUCCGCUAUUUUUGACCUUUCAUUUCCCCUUACCCUUCCCCAGUGCAGGGUAGCAAACCAGAAUAUUUUCGGGUUAACCUCCCUGCCUUUCCCACCCCGUUUAUCUGUCUCUCUCUCUCGCUCUCUCUACUUCGGUUGACGUGUUUUGAGCCCUGAAGUCAAGUGCGAAGUCGAGGAAGAGGAAACUUUAUUAAAUAACGGUUCCACUUCAACUCGUCUGUGUUUGUAGGAUCGAAGCAAUCUUAACACGUCAAACUUAACGAAACUUCUCGUCGGCGGUCUGGCUGCAUGUAUGCAUGCAUAGUAAUGUAGUCGUGUUUUAAAUCAUCCAGACUUCGAUCCCGCUAAUUGUAAGAGCUAUGAGGAUUAUUCGUGGUCCCUAAGAAGUCAUUGAAGGAAACUGCUGCGCUGUUAAGCGUGGAUGCAAACCGAGUCUCGCUGUCUGCGAUGGUGUUCACAUCGUUUGACGGUAGCGGAGGAGUUCGACGAUAUCAAGCGGCCGUCGCACGACGCUUGAAACAAAUCACAGCAUAACCUAGCUUUAGGACGACGUUAUUAAUGCUUUGGUUCUAACUUGUUCUGCUGUCCUAACACGCUCUGCAUUUCGAAAAAACAUAAACCACGAAGUGCACGUAUUGUAUAAGCGACGUGCCAACCAGUGAACGUUCACUAGAAUUCAUUAAAUUUGUUGAAUGAGAUUAUUAGCUUUUUUUUUUACCUUAGAGACAUGACUGUACAUAUAUUACUCAGAAAUUGUUCUUAUUUUUGUCAGCAGGCUCACUGUUCCUCUAGCCGUCCACGUUUAGUCCAUCCACGUUUAGUUUAUGGCUAACGUACAAGUUGUGCAAAAAGUCUAUCCUUCCCAGAUACGGAUGUGCUAUUAGCCGGCGCACGAGCCUGCAAAGUAUUCGCGACAUGCUUAUUCUAGGUUGAAGUGCUUUGAAGUGACCUCUCCUGGGCAAAAGCGAGAGUAUAGACGCUACUAUACCGUGUAAAGAAAAUUUAGCCCCUAAGACAGUAACGCCCUUGUUGGAACGUUGCUGCGAUAGAGCAGGUACAUCCAGGUAUUUCCAAGAGUGAUUUAGUGAACCGUAUAAGCACCUGGCAGUGUUGACACCUGGGAUGCGAUCGGAGAUCGUUUUUCGAAACGCAAGUUCAGCUUGCGUUCUGUUUUGCCUCACGCGAAUGGUCUGUAUAGGCCGCGCUGAGUCGUCAACCGUGCCCCGGCGACUGACAACUCGGCGCUGCCUAUAGACCAUUCGCAUGAGGCGAAACUGAACGUAAGCUGAACGUGUGCUUCGAACAACGAUCUCCGAUCGCGCCCCUGUUCACCACACACUUGCACACUCUAAUUAUAAAAGAAAUGAGACCUGCGUCUUGGAGCCCCCCACCCCUCAGCACAUGCCUUUCUGUGAAUCCUAUUUAUCCUUGCCAUACUGAAUCAAUCUAAGUGCCAAACUGUUCAAUAAAACACUCUG